UCUCUUCUCUCGCUGCGCAUGCGCAUUGACGAAACCUGUUGAGUUCAUCCGGCUGGCGCUCCGAUGACGACAUGCUCUUAUUUUUACCGCAGUGACCUCAUCUCUUCACCGAGCGCCUUCUUCUUCCUCCCCUGCUUCUCCUGCUUUAAACCCCGCACUGGCCGCUCGGGCGGACCGCUGAGGAGCCGCGGGGACGUUUUCAAUCGAGAGGAACCAGUUCAGCAUGACGACCAGGAUCAGACUCUUCAGGACUCAGUCCUGGGGGAGACACGAAACCCCCCCAACCAGGCCCGCAAACUCUCUUUAGAAAGUCACUGGAACAGUGAGGGGGGGGGGGGGCGAGUAGAGGGAGGUUCCUGCCUGUCUGUCUUUCCAUCAGGAUGACAUCAUACGCUGACACAUUGCUGUCCUUCAUCCUCUGAGCUUCCUCCUCAGGUUGGGAGGGGGGGCGUAGUGUGACAUGUCGGCGUCCGGGUCGCGGCCCAUAGGAGCGCAGGCUCUGGUGGUCCUGCUGGAGGGGGGGCUUGACCGCGUGCUGCUGAUUGACAGCCGGCCCUUCGUGGACUUCAACGCGGCCCACAUCCUGGAGGCCGUGAACGUGAACUGCUCCAAGCUGAUGAAGAGGAGGCUGCAGCAGGACAAGGUCCAGAUCCACGAGCUGCUGCAGCACUCGGCCAAGAACAAGUUGGAGCUGCAGGAGGAUCAGGAGGUCGUGGUUUACGAUCACAGUUCUUCACAUCCGUCUUCUCUCAGCUCAGAGUCCUUCCUCAGCGUGCUGCUGCUGAAACUGGAGAAGAGCUUCCCCUCAGUGCACCUGCUCUCAGGUGGGUUCUCCGAGUUCUCCCAGCUGUUCCCAGGUCUGUGUGAGGGGAAGUCCUCUGUGGUUCCCUCCUGCAUGUCUCAGCCGUGUCUGCCAGUGAGCAGCAGCGGGCCGACCCGCAUCCUGCCUCACCUUUACCUGGGCUGCCAGAGGGACGUCCUCAACAAGGAUCUGAUGCAGCAGAACGACAUCGUCUACGUGCUGAACGCCAGCAACACCUGCCCCAAGCCCGACUUCAUCCCGGAGUCCCACUUCCUCCGGGUCCCCGUCAACGACUCGUUCUGUGAGAAGAUCCUGCCCUGGCUGGACCGCUCCAUGGACUUCAUAGAGAAGGCCAAAGCCUCCAACGCUCGGGUCCUGGUCCACUGCCUGGCCGGGAUCUCCCGCUCCGCCACCAUCGCCAUCGCCUACAUCAUGAAGAGGAUGGACAUGCCGCUGGACGAGGCCUACAGGUUCGUGAAGGAGAAGAGGCCGACCAUCUCUCCCAACUUCAACUUCCUGGGUCAGCUGCUGGACUUUGAGAGAAGGAUCAAGGGUCCGUGGGGCCCUGAGUCCAGACUGAAGGCUCACGGCAGUGAGGCCCCCCCUCAGCCCGAGCAACGGGAUUCUGAGGCCCCCGACGCGGCCCCCGACGUGGCCCCCGACGCGGCCUUCGCGGAGCCCCUCGCCGUCGCCCUGGAGGAGCGGCGGCUGGCCGAGGCGCUGAGCGGCCUGCAGCUGGCUGACUGCCCCGAGGACAGCGCCCGCCUGAAGCGCUCCUUCUCCCUGGACAUCAAGUCCUAUGGCGAGCCGGGGGGGGAAGGCGCCCCCCACCGGGUCUUUGCUCCUCACGGAACACCAGGAGAUGGCGAGUUCUUCAAACCGUCGGGCUUCAAGGAAGCCGCCAGUAAGCCGUGCCAGUUCUCCCCGGUGGAGGAGGUGUCGGAGCAGUCCACUCCGGAGCAGAGCCCCGACCAGGAGGCGCCCCUGGCUCCGCCCCCCUCCAUCACCAAACACCGCCCCGCCGCCCCUGGCUGCUUCCGGCGCAGCGGCAGCGUGGAGGAGAACGCCGCCAGCUUCCUGUUGGGCCUGUCGCGCAGCCAGCAGCACCUGGCCCGCCCCAGGGAGGCCCUGAAGGGCUGGCACUCCGACAUCCUGCUGGGACCCGUCUCCUCCUCCUCUCUGGCUGCCGGCUGGUACCUCUCCUCCGCCGUCCUGGGCGGGUGCGGCGGCGGCGGCCUGGAGGCGGUGCGGAGGCGCAGCCGGCAGAGGCCGGGGGACCGAGGGGACUCGAGGAGGAGCUGGCACGAGGAGAGCAGCUUCGAGAAGCAGCUGAAGAGACGCAGCUGUCAGAUGGAGUUUGGAGACCAGAGGGUGGGCAGCAGGUCCAGAGAGGACAUGACGCUGGCGGGACAGUCCAGCUUCUCCGGGAGCAUGGAGGUCAUCCAGGUCUCCUGAUCCUGGGCGCAGUGCAACAGACAGGAAGUGACAUCAGGACCUCCCAACUGUUCUUACCUGUGACGAGUGUUGCAUUCUGGGACUGUUUGCUGGCCUUGUUGUUGCUAUGCUAACGGUGGAAUCAGAGACUGUGGUUUUUCUGAAGUAAACAAGGUCUUCACUCCAACAUCUGUACGUCAUCAGAACUAUUUGUUUACCUUCAUUUGAUGUUUUGGUUUAAAUAUGUGAUUAAAUGUAGUGAAAGCUCACCUGUGAUGAAGACAUGGUGUGGAAGAGACGCUUUUGGACACCUGUCUGAAACCUCGUGAUGAUGAUGAUGAUUUGCUUCAGUUUAGGCUCAUUGAGCAGAAUGAGUCUGAUGAUUAAAUGUGUUUGAACCAAAAUAGUCAUUUUGAAACACUAGAAGUCCCAUGUUGUCUCGUUCUCUUUCCUCACAGAGAAUAUGUAUUUUAAUCAUAUUUUGUUUGUUUGUUAAAGGGUGAACUUUCGAUUAGUCACUUUUUGAAGCUUAAAAACAACCAGAGAACAGUUUUUCAGGUGAGAUGUAUUUUGAAGUAUGUUCUUGAUAAAUCUGUUAAAAUACAAAAGUAAACAAGCAAACAGUUAACAACAUGAAUGAAGAAUAAACUAAAUGAAAAAGACUAGAAAGUAAUGUAACUCUUUCAAACGUCAAUUAUUAUUUAUAUAUGUAUUUUUGUCAAAUAUUUCACCGUAAAAGUCACGUGAUCCCACAGCGCCCUCUGCUGGUCCCGCUGCGCUCCGCAAUGAAUCAAUGAGCCCGUGAAUCCACCAGUAGGGGGCGCAGUCUUUAUUCAUGGUUUUAAAGACUGAAAGGAACUCGGCGCUUCCAACCCUUUUGUUUGUUCAUUUAAAAUGUUCAGAUAGUUUCCUCAAACCACUGAAAGGCCUUGUUUUCUCCCCAGAAUGUUCUAAAGAGAAGUUAUUGAGCCACCUGCCCGUCACUCAGCGACGCGAGGAUGCUGCCUCCAUUGUCCCGCCCCUCCGCUCUCACCCCCAGCACAUCACUGUAGUGCCAGGAGGGGGCGUGGCUUGUGGAGAGGGCGGGGCGUCCUGCCAGCCCCUGCGCAGGGUUAAACACCCUCGGUUCAGUUGUUUCAGCGGGUCGCUUCAUUCCUCUGCCCGCUUUGCAGCGCAGUCUGUCGGGUACAUGGUCGGAUACCGGUCGGGAAGCAGCCAUGUUGUUCUAACGGACCACCGGAUGACCCCGCAGUGGCCAUCGCUCCCCUCAGCCUCCUCAGAAUAAAGCUAAGUCAGCGGCCAAAGCUCUCUAUG
This is a messenger RNA of Pungitius pungitius (ninespine stickleback), 3550 nucleotides long. RefSeq names its product dual specificity phosphatase 16 (gene dusp16). The transcript has 8 exons. NCBI's taxonomy places the organism in Eukaryota, Metazoa, Chordata, Actinopteri, Perciformes, Gasterosteidae. The record is from RefSeq and is a predicted model, not a curated record. Gene Ontology annotation, cellular component: nucleus; cytoplasm. Gene Ontology annotation, molecular function: MAP kinase tyrosine/serine/threonine phosphatase activity; MAP kinase tyrosine phosphatase activity; protein tyrosine/threonine phosphatase activity. Gene Ontology annotation, biological process: negative regulation of MAPK cascade; protein dephosphorylation. Bases 461 to 2257 code for a protein of 598 amino acids.